Molecule: messenger RNA, 526 nt
Organism: Orussus abietinus
Lineage: Eukaryota; Metazoa; Arthropoda; Insecta; Hymenoptera; Orussidae
Gene: Dad1
Product: dolichyl-diphosphooligosaccharide--protein glycosyltransferase subunit DAD1
Exons: 2
Coding region: 101-436 (111 amino acids)
Biological process (GO): protein N-linked glycosylation
Cellular component (GO): oligosaccharyltransferase complex; membrane
Source: RefSeq, a predicted model, not a curated record
CCAACUCAUCUCUGGUCGCCGGUCUGCCACGCGUCGUUUGUUGCUCGUGUCAAUUGAAAUUCGCAAGCUUUCGGCAAUUCGGAACAAAAAUCGUAAAAAAAUGUCCAUCAUAGCCGUUGUCGAAAAAUUCGGGCAAGAGUACUCGAGAGGUACCCCGAAGAAAUUGAAAAUCAUCGAUGCGUACUUGCUGUACGUAUUCUUGACGGGUGUCAUUCAGUUUGUAUACUGUUGCCUGGUAGGCACGUUCCCUUUCAAUAGUUUUCUCAGUGGAUUCAUUUCCUGCGUGUCUUGCUUCAUCCUUGGAGUUUGCCUCCGGCUGCAAGUAAACUCCCAGAAUAAAAGCCAAUUUCAUGGGAUAAGUCCGGAACGGGGGUUCGCCGACUUCAUAUUUGCCCAUAUUAUCCUACAUAUCGUGGUCAUGAAUUUCAUUGGAUAAAACAAUGAUUUUGUAUCUCCGUUUUGCACCAAACCUGUCAUGCUUUCGUGUAAUAAAUUAUUUUUGAAUAUAUGUUCCUCGUGAAAUUUG